UAUUCAUAUUAAGUGUAUUGUACAGAAAUUGAUUUCUCUUAAAGAAAUGAUUGAGUUUUUAAACCUAGUCUGUUUUUUUUAAAGCUAGUGUGUUUGAUAAAACAAUCAAGACACAAAAAAAUAUAUCAAUGUUUUUCAAAAAUGUAAGUUUAUGAGACAGAACCUCCUCAUGUGUUUUAAACUCUCAGCAGAGUAGCUCAUCCUUACACACAUAACAUAUCUAUGGAUGCUCUUCUUCAUCAGGUUCCUCUUUGUUAUGGAAAGGAGCCUCACAGACUGACUACACUUUGGAUAAUUUAUAGCAAGAAGGAAUAAAUAAAUAAAUAAAAAAAUAAAAAAUCCUCCCAGGAUGUCUGGAGCUGAGCAGCGGGCUCUCCUGGAGCUCAACCUGCGGAGGGAGACGUGGUGUCAGGUGGAGGUGAACCCCCAGCAGUCCUGGGAGCUGACCCAGAGGAGACACUACCAGAGCCACCUGCAGACCAGCCCGGUCCUCCUCACCGCCAUGACCGCCGGACAGCAGCCAAGGUCGGCCCGCAGAGAGCUGCAGCCCCCCUCCCAGCUCCUGGAGAGAAGACACUUCAGAGAGAGCAGUAAGAAGCCUGGAGGUGUCACUGACAUCAUGGGAAGGUCUUCAGUGCAAACAUGUUAUAUUCCAUAAUUAACAUCUCUAAGAA
Anoplopoma fimbria (sablefish) is the source of this 674-nucleotide messenger RNA. RefSeq names its product spermatogenesis-associated protein 45-like. NCBI's taxonomy places the organism in Eukaryota, Metazoa, Chordata, Actinopteri, Perciformes, Anoplopomatidae. The coding region runs from base 350 to 658 and encodes 102 amino acids. The transcript has a single exon. The record is from RefSeq and is a predicted model, not a curated record.